AUGGGUCACAUGGAGGUGGUAUCUGAAACGACGAGCGAAGGGUAUUAUAUGCCGUAUCACCCAGUAAUAAAGGAGUCCAGUGUAGCGCCCAAGCUGCGUGUUGUUUUCAACGCGUCCGCCAAAACUACCACAGGGAAUUCGCUAAAUGACGCACUGUUUGUCGGGCCUCAACUGCAACAAGAUCUAUACUCCAUAUUGCUGCGCUUCAGAACGCAUCGGUACGCGGUAACCGCAGACGUCGCGAAGAUGUACCGACAAGUCUGCGUUUCACCAAAGCAAGUCGACUUGCAGCGAAUCGUUUGGCGUCCCGAUCCGUAUUCACCAAUUAAGGAUUACCGGAUACUGCGCGUAACGUAUGGGGUGGCCGCCGCGUCUCACUUGGCAGUAAAGUCGAUGCAACAAACUGCUAAGUGCCCGUUUAGUAGCUGCAAGGAAGCCGUGGCUGUAAUCCUCAAGGACUUCUAUAUGGACGACUUAUUAACUGGGGCUUCUUGCAAAACAGAACCUAAGUCACUUCAACAAGCUGUAUCUGGCAUUCUCAAAGAAGGCGGCUUUGAACUGCGGAAGUGGGCAUCUAACUGUGCAGAGCUAAAUGAGAGUAUAUCCAACGCAUCUCAAAAUAUACCGCAUUACAUGGUCAACGAUAAGGACGUUAACGCGCUAGGCCUCAUUUGGAACAUAGAAGGCGACUAUUUCACAUUCACAGUGGACCUGAAUCGGCCACCUGCUAUUCUAACUAAGAGAGCCUUUUUAUCUGACGCCAGUACUAUUUUCGAUCCACUGGGUUUGCUUGCACCUGUGACAAUAAGGUCCAAGAUGUGGAUUCAGGACAUUUGGCGAGCCGAUGUUGGAUGGGACGAGCUGAUACCAGGCACAAUUGCAAGGCUGUGGGUUGAUCAUCGUUCACAGCUGCAGCAAUUGGCGAACUUGAAGGUGAAUCGCUGGCUCGGCUCUGGAACGUUUGGAUCGCUCACAGAGUUGCAUAUUUUUGCUGAUGCUUCUGAGCGCGCUUACGCUGCAGUUAUGUACGCCCGUACUGUUCACAGCGAUGGCCACGUCACAGUUGCAGUAGUUUCGUCCAAGACCAAAGUGGCGCCAAUAAAACCAACUUCUUUACCUCGCCUGGAACUGUGCGCGGCCCAUCUUGCUGCCAAGUUGGUAAAAGUGUAA
Rhagoletis zephyria (snowberry fruit fly) is the source of this 1170-nucleotide messenger RNA. RefSeq lists its product as uncharacterized. The record is from RefSeq and is a predicted model, not a curated record. NCBI's taxonomy places the organism in Eukaryota, Metazoa, Arthropoda, Insecta, Diptera, Tephritidae.